Molecule: messenger RNA, 3570 nt
Organism: Anisakis simplex (herring worm)
Lineage: Eukaryota; Metazoa; Nematoda; Chromadorea; Rhabditida; Anisakidae
Source: the annotation of a GenBank genome assembly
GGACAGCAGUGCUUAGACGAGAGUGUUCUCAGCACUUUUUUAUGCGCUCAUUCGACGCAGCAGCCCGUGGCAUCCUCAAAUAGCGUCGAAUCUUCGAAGAGCAGUAGUAUUGGCGGUUCGGGUGCUUGUUCAGAACUAUUGCCCUGUGGAGUAGCAAAUAGCACCAGUACUAAGACAGAGAGUUGUUGCCCAUCGCGACGCUGUUCUCCGUCCAUACAAUACAAUAAUAAUUCAUCAGCAAUGGUGUUGUCACAGCAUUCACCGAUUGCUGCCAAACCAACAUUCUAUAAUGCGUCAUCCACUCAGAAGACAUUCGUCACCAACUAUAAAAAUUUUCAGCCGGUAAUCUCGAAGCCUCCGUCGUCACUACGAUACCAUUCAUCGUCGGUGUACAACAUGAUGAACUAUCCAAAUGGUCAGUCAUGUCUCGACAGCAAUGCGCCGAUGAAACCAAUGAGGAAUGUGUAUCCGGUUGAAGCAAAAAGUGGCAUGCGAGGUAAAAAGGUGCCACUUCUGCUAAUGCGAUGUUCGGCGAUCAGUAAGGAACUCGAGACUGAGCUGAGGAGAGUAAUGAAAGGAAGGACAGAAGGAAGAAGAAAGCAUGCUAUGCUUAAAAGUGAGUCUGAUUCUGCAGAUGUACCAAUGUGGUUGAAGUCGCUACGAUUACACAAAUACACACCAAUGUUCCAACAAAUGGGUUAUGACGAAAUGAUGACAUUGGAUGAACGGAAACUGGAAGCAUUAAACGUUACGAAGGGUGCACGUAAGAAGAUCAUGCAAUCCAUACAAAAACUGCGUGAACGCGUAUCGAUGUUGAAGCAGAUGGAGAAGUCAAUCGAAAAUCGGGGGAGUGAUGUUGGCUGUGUGAUUGUCGAAUUGAGAGGGACAAUGAAUACACCAAUUCGGAGCUUCCCACCUCCGUGUGCUAAUCCAACCACAGCGACGAAAUGUCAUUACACACAAGCACUUAUCGACGGAAUUGGCUUCAGUGCUGAUCAACUCGACGAUGAAAAUCUGCCGGGUCAUAUCACUCGAAUAUUGGGUAAAGUGCAUGAUGCAGUAAUGGAAAAUAAUGGUGAUCGUAUAAUACCACCGCUUGAAGAUGAAUAUUAUGUAUGGCUUCUGCAAACCUACGACCGAAUAAUCAAUCAUGAAGCGUUCACGACUGCCCAAAAGCAUCGAGUUGCCGGUUGGAAACGUGCAAUGCGUAAAGUGUGUAGUCCUCCGAUGGGCCGUAGAGGUGCACGCCUCCCUCACGCUAGCGUCCUCCUUGCGUCCGGGAAUUCUUCAAACUCGGUUGCUAAUCAGCAACAACUUUCUCCUCAGGUACGCAUCCAUAUCAGUAAACUGCAACAAUCAUUCCGAAUGUUAAAUAUUACCAAUAACAGUAAUACUAAUAAUUGCAAUAGUAAUGGUAAUAAUAAUGGUAAUGGUGGUAUGAACAAUAAUGUAAACGAUGAGCAGAACAACAACCAGAAGUCAUCUCAAUCUCCACCGUCGUCUGCGCCAUCCAAUGCAGCCUCAAGUCAGCCACAACAAGCAGCGCAGUCACAACAGCCUUGUUUGGCAUCGAAUAUAUUCUCACAAAACUCGCUGCAGAAUAUCAUUGCAACAAUACUGAAUGAUGCGUGCACUUCACGAUUACCGUUUAGUGCGCAGACGGCUGCAUAUUAUCUAGGUGUUGCAUCGGUCACAUCCUUGCUUUCUUCACCUGAACUUAUGAAGCAAUUUCAAGACUGGGUUUGUUUCAGUCCGUCAUCGUUGCUGUUUUAUCUUGUGAUGAGCGGUGCUAACACGGCACCAACGGUUACCGCGCCGUUCCAGCAGCAGCAACAACAAUUUCAUCAGCAGUUAUUAGCAAAUGUUUUUGUGAAUAAUGCUACUCAGAACCAUCAUCCUCCUACCCAACAACAAGUUCAGUCGCAGUCUUCGACUCAGCUCUCUCCAACGUCACCGUCAUCCCAACCAUCAGCCGCUGUUAUCAAUCCGAAUGUCACUGCCAGCAAUAAUAGUAAUAAUCACACCAAUAAUACGGCUAAUUCAAGCGGAACAACAUCAUUCCUUGCUCGACAGCAACAACAACAGCAGCAAAAAUCUGUGGAAUUGAUUAAUUCACCAGUGACAACAUCCUCGCAGGUCAGCAGUCAUGUUCCGGCUCCUCCCGGCGUCGCUUCGAUCCCAUCUCCGCUGUUCAAUCCAGCAAGUGACCAGUUAUCUUUUCAAGUGAUGAGACCUCAUGCUCACACUCACUCUCAUCACCCCCGACUUCCUCCCCAACCACAACACUCACAGCAGUCUCAGCCCCAACCUCAGUCAGUUGGGCAUCAAAAGCAGUCAUCUUCUUCGUCCUCGUCGAGUAUUUGGAGUAAUUUUGCAAACAGCGGUGGCCAGUCAGAGCAAUCGCCGAAUCAACAACAACGUUCAUUGGUCGCUUCGUGUAGUGCGUAUUCAUUAAGUGAUAUGACAUCGCCGGCAAUGGUGAACGGCAACUUGAACGUUCCGUUAGCUUCACCAAUAUCGGAUAAACCGUGUUUCACGACGUCAUCGUCAAAUUGUGUAUAUCCAUCGACAUCCCUAUCGUCAAGCGCAAUGAACAACCCCCUAAACGUCAGUGUGAACCCAACAUCGUCAAUGAACAGUGCACCAGUUCAUCGUGCACAUCCUUCGUUGUACUCAACUGCACUUGAUUUAUCAGCAGCCAACAACCAUCACGGCUGCUGUUCAUCACUGAUCAGUUCGAGUAAUCAUUAUGGUUGCGCUUCUGCCUCUUGCUCCACUUCAGCUAUCACCACGACAACGUGUUCUCCGCUGUUGGAUCACUUCAAUGACUCGCUGCAGCAUGCAUUUGCGCCAACAAUAUCACAGACGUUCACGUCGCCUCAACAAACUGCAGCGAACCAUCUGAUGAACGCUAAUAACUCAUCAGCUCAUACACAGGCACAAGCCCAUGUGAAUUCUCACAACUCAACGCAUCGCCGCUCUUCGUCCAAUACGUCUCCAUCACUACCCAGUGGUUUAUGUUCAUCGUCGAAGUGGAAUGAUAUCGAACAAACUGCACAGCAGUGUGAGAAUGCGAACGCCGCCGCAACCUCACAAUCCCUAUUCCAAUCAGUUUCAUCCCUUCCGCUCACUCAUAUGAGCAGUAUGCCAACGAUGCAUUAUCCUACUGUGCAGCAACAACGACGUUUAUCCAACCAAGAAUCGUCAAGUCUUUUUGGCGGUUUAAUGUUUUUAGCAGCGCGUCCAGCAUGUGCAUCGAGCGUAUCGCCGUCAUCACGUCUCGGCUCGACGUCAUCGAGUUCAGGGUACAGCUCAAGUGCAAGCGAUCGAAGUUCGGGUGCAGGUUCACCACCCGGUUUAAUGGUCUACAAUUUUGCAAGUGAGCAUGCGUCUGGCGAGCUGGAUAGUAUGUGUCGUGAUGUGGCGGCGCUCAGCUUCUUUGCAGAUUCUCAACUAUUGCACAUCAACAGCACCAAUAGCAGUUGCAAUGUGAACAAAAACAAUAACUCAGUGCAACAACAUCAUCAGCAACAGCAACAGCUGUCUAUUGGAUUGAGUGUGUUGCCUUAA